ACCUCACAGUUUAAAAACGCCGUUUGACAGUAGCGAGUGUGGUUUAAAAAAAAUCCAAGUUUUGUAUUUUGCAAUUGGAUUGCUGAAAAAACCACAACCAGUUUAUAAUGUGCGAGUGUGUGCCGGCCAUAAGUGAGUUGUCGUUCGGUGUUGUGGUGCCCCACAUUUCUAAAAAUACUUGUUUUUAAACACUCACGUGUGCUAUCUGGUCAGCUUCAGGCCGCACGCGUUCGUGUAAAUUGUUAUUGUUUCGCCGCAAUCCAAAUAUUAUGAAAAUGGACUCCAAAUAUAACAUAACGAACGGUAAAUCGACGAUAACGAAGUUCCAGAUUAAAUCCAAACCCACCCCCAUACUGUUCAACAACAAAAAUGGUCCGUCGUCGCCGAAAAAAAUGAAAAUGAACGGCGACGAAAAGAAGCACGUGCCGUUGAUAACGAUCAAGACGAAAAUUUCUAUUCAGGACCAGAGACGCAUGCUGCCGGUUUUCCAACAUAGGAAUAAACUGUUGGAGUUGAUACGACAUCACAAGACACUGAUAAUAAUUGGGGAAACGGGAUGCGGAAAAACGACGCAGAUACCGCAGUACAUUAACUCGGCGAGGCUGCAGGAGAAUGGGAUGAUUGCCAUCACACAGCCGAGGAGGGUGGCUGCCAUCAGCAUUGCUGGCAGAGUUGCCCAAGAGCAUGGAAAUGGGCAUGUGGUUGGUGAUGUAGUGGGUUACACAGUAAGAUUUGAAGAUGUAACAAGCCCAAAGACUAAAAUAAAAUAUAUGACUGAUGGUAUGUUAUUAAGAGAAGCAAUGUUUGACAAAUUAUUAAUGAACUAUACAAUAAUCAUAUUGGACGAGGCUCACGAAAGAACGAUACACACUGACGUUCUUUUUGGCAUUGUUAAGAAGGCUCAAAAAAUCAGGGAAGAGAAAAAAGUCGCACCACUGAAAAUACUCAUCAUGUCAGCCACAAUGGACGUGGAUCAUUUUUCGAAAUAUUUCAAUGACUGCCAAGCCGUCUAUCUAGAGGGCAGAACUUUUCCUGUAAAUAUUUUUUACGCCGUCACACCUCACGAUGAUUAUCAGACGGCCUGUGUGGCCACUUUUUUCAAAAUACACAAGGAGGCUCCACCAAACCAUGACGUACUUAUAUUUUUGACUGGACAGGAAGAAAUAGAGGCGGUAGCGUUACAAAUUAAAACGCUAGCCAAGGAACCGGAUGUUCCAGGCCCCCCUGUUAGGGUUUUUACGUUAUAUGCGGCGCAGCCCAGCACCCAACAAAUGACGGUGUUCUCCCCCGCUCCUACUGGUACAAGGAAGGUUAUAGUUAGUACCAAUAUUGCAGAAACUAGUGUAACCAUAAGUGGCAUCAAAUACGUCAUAGACAGUGGUAUGGUUAAAGCAAGGUCGUUCCAUCCAUCAACUGGAUUGGAGCUGCUAAAAGUCCAACGCAUAUCGCAAGAGCAAUCGUGGCAGAGAGCCGGAAGAGCCGGCCGAGAGUCCGAAGGAUCCUGCUACCGUAUAUACACGAGGUCCCAGUUCGAACUGAUGAACAAGACCACGGUGCCCGAAAUCCAGCGUUCCAAUCUGAACAGCGUGGCCAUCCAAUUGCUCGCGAUGGGAGUGCACUCGUUGCACUUCGAUUUCAUGGAUAAGCCACCGCACGACGCCAUCGUGGCCGCCUUCGAGCAGCUGAAAAUGCUCGGCGCCGUCGAGAACGUUCACUCCCAACAGCUGACGGCGCUGGGCAAGAGAAUGGCCAAAUUCCCGCUAGAUCCGCGGUUCAGCAAGCUGCUGCUGUCGGCACAGCAGUUCGGCUGUCUGGAGGAAGCCCUUACUGUGAUCGCUUUACUGAGCGCCGAAAGUAUACUGAUCACGCCGCCGAGCAAAAGAGAGCUGGCUCAAAAAGUAAGGCAAAAAUUUUGUAGUGGUUACGGCGAUCAUAUUACACUUUUAAAUAUAUACAGGGAGUUUAGCAAUGUGGGACAGAGUAACAAGCGCAAUUGGUGUCACGAACACUAUAUUAACUUAAGAAAUAUGUUACACGCACGAGAGAUUCGCAAUCAGCUGGAGGAGAUUUGUCGGAAUUUGGACAUACCGAACUCCUCGUGCGGUAGCAACAUGGACCAACUCAGAAAGUGUAUGAUCGUCGGGCUGUUUAUGAACGUGGCGGAAUUGCACAGGGACAGGCAGUACAUCACUUUGGACAAGAAACAAACGGUGAUGAUCCACCCCAGCUCCACGCUGCACGGCCAGCAGCCGCAUUUAAUACUUUUCACCGAGGUCGUUCAAACCACGAAGUGCUAUCUCAGGGGGCUCACGACAAUCGAGGCCGAGUGGCUAUCGGAAAUUGCGCCCGAUUACGUGAGGACGCACAACCUUAAGUUUAUGAACGACAAUUGAAUUCUCAGGUCACUGACGUACGUUGCACCGAUUGUAAAUUUUAUAAGAGCGUUUAUUUUUGUAAAUUUGUUCCGAAAGCCGUGUUUAUUUUAAGUGCCAAACUUGAGGAAUAUUAUAUAUUUUUUAUUUAA
This is a messenger RNA of Aethina tumida (small hive beetle), 2524 nucleotides long. RefSeq names its product ATP-dependent RNA helicase DHX33 (gene ath). The coding region runs from base 270 to 2393 and encodes 707 amino acids. The record is from RefSeq and is a predicted model, not a curated record. Gene Ontology annotation, cellular component: intracellular anatomical structure; nucleolus. Gene Ontology annotation, biological process: positive regulation of transcription by RNA polymerase I. Gene Ontology annotation, molecular function: ATP binding; RNA binding. Lineage: Eukaryota; Metazoa; Arthropoda; Insecta; Coleoptera; Nitidulidae. The transcript has 6 exons.